Spea bombifrons (plains spadefoot toad) is the source of this 2539-nucleotide messenger RNA. RefSeq names its product eukaryotic translation initiation factor 4H (gene EIF4H). Gene Ontology annotation, molecular function: RNA binding. The transcript has 8 exons. NCBI's taxonomy places the organism in Eukaryota, Metazoa, Chordata, Amphibia, Anura, Pelobatidae. The record is from RefSeq and is a predicted model, not a curated record. The coding region runs from base 100 to 900 and encodes 266 amino acids.
UGUUAGAGUCAGGCACUUCCGCGGGCAGCCCUGCUAGUGCUAUAUUGCGGGGUCCUCGCUGGCUGGUCGCUUCGGCUGCAGAGAGGAGAGAGAGCAGCAAUGGCGGAAUACGAUACAUACGACGAUCGGGCCUACAGCAGCUUCGGGGGAGGCCGAGGUUCACGACGUGGUGACGCGGGCCCAGGUCCCCGCAAACAAAAAGAGCUUCCCACAGAUCCACCCUUUACUGCGUAUGUUGGGAAUCUUCCAUUUAAUACCGUGCAAGGUGACAUAGACACAAUCUUCAAAGAACUGAGUGUAAGAAGUGUGCGGCUAGUCCGGGACAAGGAGACAGAUAAGUUUAAAGGGUUUUGUUACGUGGAAUUCGAUGACCUGGAAUCGCUUAAAGAAGCCUUGACAUAUGAUGGAGCACUCUUAGGUGACCGUUCACUCAGAGUGGAUAUAGCAGAAGGGAGAAAGCAAGACAAAGGUGGAUUUGGAUUCAGGAAGGGCGGGAAUGAUGACAGAGGAAACGAUAGUUCUUACGGCUCUAGAGGAGGUUCUCGAGAUGACUUCAACUCUGGAAACGAUAGUUCUUUCGGCUCUAGAGGAGGUUCUCGAGAUGACUUCAACUCUGGCUUUAGAGAUGAUGACUUCUCAGGAGGCAGAGGUACGCGUGGUGGUCCCCCAGAUCGGAGAGGACCUCCACCACCUUCAGGACCUGGGCGUUACAGGGAUGCACCACGCCCUGGUUCUGCGGACUUCAGAGAGCCAACAGAAGAGGAAAGGGCACAGAGACCACGACUUCAACUUAAACCUAGGACGGUUGCAACGCCCCUCAAUCAAGUUGCCAAUCCAAAUUCUGCCAUCUUCGGUGGUGCUAAGCCCAGAAGUGAAAGUGGUGGAACAGAAAAGGAAUGAACUGAAGGUUGGGAGGGACAAAGGGGAGACAGAGUAAGCUAGUCAAUCUGGAACAUCAACCCUGCAGUUACCAUUCCUGCCUCCUGACGUUAACCCCUCAUUCCCUCCUUCUGAAAACAGAGCUUGUGAAUGCAUGUCAGCUGUUAACAAGUGGUUUUUAGUACAUUCUCUGCUUUUCUGUAACUAGUACCUGCUUUGUGCUGUUUCCACACAUAUCUCCAAUAUAAUUCAGUGAACUUACCUGUAAGGGAAGCUUCUUCCAAGACAUGAGGAAUUUGUUUUUGGAUUUGACAAAUGCAAUUUUCUUUCACUUAAAUACAUUUCUUUUAAUUUAGGAGCAUCACAUUACUUCUAUCAUUGCUUCUGAAUUCUUCUGUUCUUUUCUCUCUAGCAUGCAUGUUUUGCUCACUUUUGCCAAGACUCUGCAAGAAGGUAGAAUUUGAUUACUUCUGUAAAUUAAAGGAAGACAGGCACCUGGUAUUAUGUAAACUGACAUCACACGAAUUUUCACAAACAUUUCCCCUUCACUUUGUGCAUAUUAACAUUUUAUACACUCGUGUGCAUGGGGAAAGAGUUUCAAAACCACAUUUAAAUAUUUUAAUGUAGGCUUGUUAUCUACAUAAGUAAUCUUACCAGGUUGUAAUGACCACCUCCGUGUCUCGUUUACACUAUUUCUGUUUUCACAUUUGGAUAUGCAGCAUAAAUGAACAAGAGGGCCUUGGGUACAGGAAAUUCCCAGUACAAGGAAACUGGCAUUUCUGACACCCAACGACAUAAGCCCGAUAGAUUUUAUGUAGCUUGUAGUUUUAAAACCGAUAAUUAAAGCAUUUUUUUAUUUUAUAUAAUGGCAAAGCUACUCAUUCAGCCUUUAUUAAACUGCUUUUUAUGCAGAUGGUCAAAUUGCAAAUGGAAUGUGUGCUGCAGUUACCAUUCCUUGCUUGAAAUGUGAAUGGCUCCAUGAGUUCUCUUAGUCAUGGGUCCUAAACGGUAUAUCUAUAUUGGCUAGCUCUGCCGCUACCAGCAGAGCGAUAUACGUUGUCAUGCUAGCAUAUGUCAUGAGAGACUGAUUUGCCUUUUUCUCCCCUGAAAUCAUCCUUCUGUAAAGUCUCAGCAAAUUUAAGGUGCAUAUUUCUUCUUUCAGCAAGGGCUCAGUUUUGGUGUCUGCAUUUAAAAUGGAAACUAAAUACUUCAGAUAGUGUUAAUGCAAAUUCAUAUAUUAAAAACAAAAUCAAUGCUCUUGCUGCCAAGAAGCAGUUGUGUGACAACAACUCUGGCAGCAAAAGUAUUAACACCAGUGUUAAUAAAAUGUACCUCCAGUGUCUGCAAACUAGUGUCCCUUUCCCUUUCUUUCCUUGCUUCUGUACACUCGCUUCGAGAACCAUUUGUUAAACACUAGUACCUAAAAUAAGGACAUGCUUUGUGUGGCGAUGUGAUACCUUCAGAUUACUAUAGAUCAAUUUCCAUCUGCUGUGUGUGAGAGCAUUAAGACCAAGCAAGACAACUUCACAACUGGUCUAAAUAUUUGACUUUUAAAUGGGAUUCCAAAUAUUCUACACAUUCUGCUUCAUGACAGAAGGUACAUCUACGGCUAUGGUAUUUUGUGGAAGAUCUUUUAAAUAAAACAGAAAUGAAACCUUAA